Propithecus coquereli (Coquerel's sifaka) is the source of this 597-nucleotide messenger RNA. It is a transcript of the gene VXN, whose product is annotated as chromosome unknown open reading frame, human C8orf46. Gene Ontology annotation, biological process: neuron differentiation; neurogenesis. The coding region runs from base 1 to 597 and encodes 198 amino acids. NCBI's taxonomy places the organism in Eukaryota, Metazoa, Chordata, Mammalia, Primates, Indriidae. The transcript has 6 exons. The record is from RefSeq and is a predicted model, not a curated record.
AUGCAUCAGAUCUACAGCUGCAGUGACGAAAACAUAGAAGUUUUCACCACCGUGAUUCCUUCCAAGGUGUCCAGUCCAGCCAGAAGAAGAGUCAAAAGCUCUCAACACCUCUUGACGAAGAAUGUGGUGAUCGAGUCAGACCUGUACGCGCACCGGCCCCUGGAGCUGCUGCAGCAUCGCGGGGACCGGCGGGACGCGGGCGACAGCCGCAGGGUGGGCCGGCUCCAGACCGGACGGCCGCCCGGGGCGCCUCCCGCCAAAUCCCUCGCCAGACCUGUGGGGAUUUCAGAACCCAAAGCAUCGAAUCUGUGUGGAAAUCGAGCAUAUGCAAAAUCUUUGAUUCCUCCAGGGCCACGGAUCUCAGUGGAGGCGGCAGCCCCCGGCUCGGAGAAGGGAGCUGUUCUGACGAGAGGAUCCAGACAUCUCAAGAAGCUGACCGAAGAGCACCCAACCCUUCCCCAAGGAGCAGAAGCCUCCCUACCGCUGACAGGCAGUGCUUCCUGCGGUGUCCCCAGCAUCCUCCGGAAAAUGUGGACGAGGCACAAGAAGAAGUCGGAAUAUGUGGGAGCCACUAACAGCGCCUUUGAGGCUGACUAA